AUGCGCGGCAUACCUUCGAAUCGAAUACGGAGAAAAUAUCGAGGUGAAAUUACUAAUGAGACGCUCUCGAUUAACAACGCUCCACAAUACAGUCAGUCCUGGAGCUCAGUGCACUCGCCUUGGGAGCGACGAGUGAGUCAUCUCAAUAAGCAACUGAACGUCAUCGUCAAUCAGCAACACAUAUGGUCCGAUUCCAAAACAGCUUUCCAUUGGUCAAAACAUUUGGAAAUUUACUACGUGAAGACUAUAAAGAAAAAUGCACCGAAAGCAACUUUUCGAUAUGUUCCUACGAAUGCCAACCCAGCUGAUAUCGGCAGCAGGGGAUCAACAAUAACAGAUUUGCGCUCCCACGACCUAUUGUGGAGCCGACCUCCCUUUCUACAGCUCAGUAUGGGAAAAUGGCCGAAAGAUAUUAGCGAUGGAUUGGCGAUAGAAACUGUAUCUGCUGCCAUAACAACACAGGAAGAAGCACCUGUCAUCGAUAAUACAUUGCCGUGA
This is a messenger RNA of Haemonchus placei, 498 nucleotides long. Lineage: Eukaryota; Metazoa; Nematoda; Chromadorea; Rhabditida; Trichostrongylidae. The record is from the annotation of a GenBank genome assembly.